Lepus europaeus (European hare) is the source of this 5927-nucleotide messenger RNA. RefSeq names its product adhesion G protein-coupled receptor L1 (gene ADGRL1). The record is from RefSeq and is a predicted model, not a curated record. Lineage: Eukaryota; Metazoa; Chordata; Mammalia; Lagomorpha; Leporidae. Gene Ontology annotation, cellular component: presynaptic membrane; axon; postsynaptic density. Gene Ontology annotation, biological process: adenylate cyclase-activating G protein-coupled receptor signaling pathway; cell surface receptor signaling pathway; heterophilic cell-cell adhesion. Gene Ontology annotation, molecular function: G protein-coupled receptor activity; carbohydrate binding; latrotoxin receptor activity.
CCGACUUCUGCCUGCUCCUGGCGCCUGGGGCAGGACUCGGGGAGACCCCAUGGACCUGACCCUGGCCGGGAGCCAGGCCAGGAAAAGGUGGCUGGUGGGCCAGGCCGUGGUGGCCGCCUGGUGAUGUGGGGCGAGGCCCCUGGCACAGGCCACUGAGAGCCCCGGACACGCCCCUGGCCGCCGCCAUGGCCCGCCUGGCCGCCGUGCUCUGGAGUCUGUGUGUCACUGCCGUGCUGGUCACCUCGGCCACCCAAGGCCUGAGCCGGGCGGGGCUCCCGUUCGGGCUGAUGCGCCGGGAGCUGGCGUGUGAGGGGUACCCCAUCGAGCUGCGCUGCCCGGGCAGCGACGUCAUCAUGGUGGAGAACGCCAACUACGGGCGCACGGACGACAAGAUCUGCGACGCCGACCCCUUCCAGAUGGAGAAUGUGCAGUGCUACCUGCCCGACGCGUUCAAGAUCAUGUCACAGAGGUGUAACAACAGGACGCAGUGCGUGGUGGUCGCCGGCUCCGACGCCUUUCCCGACCCCUGCCCCGGGACCUACAAGUAUCUGGAGGUGCAGUACGACUGUGUCCCCUACAUCUUCGUGUGCCCGGGGACCCUGCAGAAGGUGCUGGAGCCCACGUCGACGCACGAGUCGGAGCACCAGUCGGGCGCGUGGUGCAAGGAUCCGCUGCAGGCGGGCGACCGCAUCUACGUCAUGCCCUGGAUCCCCUACCGCACCGACACGCUCACGGAGUACGCCUCGUGGGAGGACUACGUGGCCGCGCGCCACACCACCACCUACCGCCUGCCCAACCGCGUGGACGGCACGGGCUUCGUGGUCUACGACGGCGCCGUCUUCUACAACAAGGAGCGCACGCGCAACAUCGUCAAGUACGACCUGCGUACGCGCAUCAAGAGCGGGGAGACGGUGAUCAACACGGCCAACUACCAUGACACGUCGCCGUACCGCUGGGGCGGCAAGACCGACAUCGACCUGGCCGUGGACGAGAACGGGCUGUGGGUGAUCUACGCCACCGAGGGCAACAGCGGGCGGCUGGUGGUGAGCCAGCUCAACCCCUACACGCUGCGCUUCGAGGGCACGUGGGAGACUGGCUACGACAAGCGCUCGGCCUCCAACGCCUUCAUGGUGUGCGGCGUGCUCUACGUGCUGCGCUCCGUCUACGUGGACGAUGACAGCGAGGCGGCCGGCAACCGCGUGGACUACGCCUUCAACACCAACGCCAACCGUGAGGAGCCCGUCAGCCUGGCCUUCCCCAACCCCUACCAGUUCGUGUCCUCCGUGGACUACAACCCGCGCGACAACCAGCUCUACGUGUGGAACAACUACUUCGUGGUGCGCUACAGCCUGGAGUUCGGGCCGCCCGACCCCAGCGCUGGCCCAGCCACCUCCCCGCCGCUUAGCACCACCACCACGGCCCGCCCCACGCCCCUCACCAGCACGGCCUCACCUGCUGCCACCACCCCACUCCGCCGGGCUCCCCUCACCACGCACCCCGUGGGAGCCAUCAACCAGCUGGGACCUGACCUGCCCCCGGCCACGGCCCCAGCUCCCAGCACCCGGCGACCCCCGGCCCCCAAUCUGCACGUGUCCCCUGAGCUCUUCUGUGAACCUAGAGAGGUGCGGCGGGUCCAGUGGCCGGCCACCCAGCAGGGCAUGCUGGUGGAGAGGCCCUGCCCCAAGGGGACUCGAGGAAUUGCCUCCUUCCAGUGUCUGCCUGCCCUGGGGCUCUGGAACCCCCGGGGCCCUGACCUCAGCAACUGCACCUCCCCCUGGGUCAACCAGGUGGCCCAGAAGAUCAAGAGUGGAGAGAAUGCGGCCAACAUCGCCAGCGAACUGGCCCGCCACACCCGGGGCUCCAUCUACGCAGGGGACGUCUCGUCCUCCGUGAAGCUCAUGGAGCAGCUGCUGGACAUCUUGGACGCGCAGCUGCAGGCCCUGCGGCCCAUCGAGCGCGAGUCGGCGGGCAAGAACUACAACAAGAUGCACAAGCGAGAGAGAACCUGCAAGGAUUACAUCAAGGCUGUGGUGGAGACGGUGGACAACCUGCUGCGGCCCGAGGCCUUGGAGUCCUGGAAGGACAUGAACACCACGGAGCAGGUGCACACGGCCACCAUGCUGCUGGACGUGCUGGAAGAGGGGGCCUUCCUGCUGGCUGACAACGUGCGGGAGCCCGCACGCUUCCUGGCCGCCAAGCAAAAUGUGGUCCUGGAGGUCACCGUCCUGAACACGGAAGGCCAAGUGCAGGAGCUGGUGUUCCCCCAGGAGCACCCGAGCGAGAACUCCAUCCAGCUGUCUGCCAACACCAUCAAGCAGAACAGCCGCAAUGGAGUGGUCAAGGUUGUCUUCAUUCUCUACAACAACCUGGGCCUCUUCCUGUCCACGGAGAAUGCCACGGUGAAGCUGGCGGGCGAGGCGGGCGCGGGCGGCCCCGGGGGCGCCUCCCUGGUGGUGAACUCGCAGGUGAUCGCGGCGUCCAUCAACAAGGAGUCCAGCCGCGUCUUCCUCAUGGACCCUGUCAUCUUCACCGUGGCCCACCUGGAGGCCAAGAACCAUUUCAACGCCAACUGCUCCUUUUGGAACUACUCGGAGCGAUCCAUGCUGGGCUACUGGUCGACCCAGGGCUGCCGCCUGGUGGAGUCCAACAAGACCCACACCACGUGUGCCUGCAGCCACCUCACCAACUUCGCGGUGCUCAUGGCUCACCGUGAGAUCUACCAGGGCCGCAUCAACGAGCUGCUGCUGUCGGUCAUCACGUGGGUGGGCAUCGUGAUCUCGCUGGUGUGCCUGGCCAUCUGCAUCUCCACCUUCUGCUUCCUGCGGGGGCUGCAGACCGACCGCAACACCAUCCACAAGAACCUCUGCAUCAACCUCUUCCUGGCCGAGCUGCUCUUCCUGGUCGGGAUAGACAAGACGCAGUACGAGAUCGCCUGCCCCAUCUUUGCUGGCCUGCUGCACUACUUCUUCCUGGCUGCCUUCUCCUGGCUCUGCCUGGAGGGCGUGCACCUGUACCUGCUGCUGGUGGAGGUGUUCGAGAGCGAGUACUCCCGCACCAAGUACUACUACGUGGGCGGCUACUGCUUCCCGGCCCUGGUGGUGGGCAUCGCGGCCGCCAUCGACUACCGCAGCUACGGCACCGAGAAGGCCUGCUGGCUCCGGGUGGACAACUACUUCAUCUGGAGUUUCAUUGGGCCCGUCUCGUUUGUGAUCGUGGUGAACCUGGUGUUUCUCAUGGUGACCCUGCACAAGAUGAUCCGUAGUUCCUCCGUCCUCAAGCCUGACUCCAGUCGCCUCGACAACAUCAAGUCCUGGGCCCUGGGGGCCAUCGCGCUGCUCUUCCUGCUGGGGCUCACCUGGGCGUUCGGGCUCCUCUUCAUCAACAAGGAGUCGGUGGUCAUGGCCUAUCUCUUCACCACCUUCAAUGCCUUCCAGGGCGUCUUCAUCUUUGUCUUUCACUGCGCCUUACAGAAAAAGGUGCACAAGGAGUACAGCAAGUGCCUGCGUCACUCCUACUGUUGCAUCCGCGCCCCGCCCGGGGGCACCCACGGCUCCCUCAAGACCUCAGCCAUGCGAAGCAACACCCGCUACUACACAGGGACGCAGAGCCGGAUCCGGAGGAUGUGGAAUGACACAGUGAGGAAACAGACCGAGUCGUCCUUCAUGGCCGGCGACAUCAACAGCACCCCCACCCUGAACCGAGGUACCAUGGGGAACCACCUGCUGACCAACCCCGUGCUGCAGCCCCGUGGGGGCACCAGCCCCUACAACACCCUCAUCGCCGAGUCGGUGGGCUUCAAUCCCUCCUCGCCUCCGGUCUUCAACUCCCCAGGGAGCUACCGGGAACCCAAGCACCCCCUGGGCGGUCGGGACGCGUGUGGCAUGGACACCCUGCCCCUUAAUGGCAACUUCAACAACAGCUACUCCUUGCGAAGCGGGGACUUCCCUCCGGGGGACGGGGGCCCCGAGCCGCCCCGAGGCCGGAACCUGGCGGAUGCAGCGGCCUUCGAGAAGAUGAUCAUCUCGGAGCUGGUGCACAGCAACCUGCGGGGCGGCAGCAGCGGGGCCAAGGGCCCCCCCCCGCCGCCCGAGCCCCCCGUGCCGCCUGUGCCGGGGGGCGCCAGUGAGGAGGAGGCAGGCGGGCCCGGGGGUGCUGACCGGGCUGAGAUCGAACUUCUCUACAAGGCCCUGGAGGAGCCGCUGCUGCUGCCCAGGGCCCAGUCGGUGCUGUACCAGAGCGACCUGGACGAGUCGGAGAGCUGCACGGCGGAGGACGGCGCCACCAGCCGGCCCCUCUCCUCCCCGCCGGGCCGGGACUCCCUCUAUGCCAGCGGGGCCAACCUGCGGGACUCGCCCUCCUACCCGGACAGCAGCCCUGAGGGGCCCAGCGAGGCCCUGCCCCCACCCCCGCCCGCGCCCCCCGGGCCCCCUGAAAUCUACUACACCUCGCGCCCGCCGGCCCUGGUGGCCCGGAACCCCCUGCAGGGCUACUACCAGGUGCGGAGGCCCAGCCACGAGGGCUACCUGGCAGCCCCGGGCCUGGAGGGGCCAGGGCCCGACGGGGACGGGCAGAUGCAACUGGUCACCAGUCUCUGAGGGGAUCUCACGGACCAGGGGCUGGUGGCCCAGGCCGGGGAGGGAGCCCUGGGCCGAGCUCUGGUGGGAGAGGGAGACCAAGGGAGGCAGUGGCUGGUGGGCCACUCUCUCCCAGCACCCCUCGGCCACGGGCCCUGCGGUCCCCUUGGGGCGCCCGAGGUGCCAGGGCUCACAGACAGGGUUUCCCACCAGCCACACGCACCAGCUCAACUCGGGGGACGUGCAGUGAGGAGGAGCCCGGAGGUCCCCGGGGGCGUGAGGAGGGAGACAUUGCAAGGGUGCCUGCCCAUCUCUUGCCUCCCCUCUCGCCCCCUCCUCUUCCUGCCCCACCACCCCAGGAGGGAAAUGAAGGCUCUGGCUUCCCGGGUGGGGAGGUGCAGCCUCCCAGGGUGGUGCCACAGGCCCGGCCCCCCCCCCCUCCCCCCCGUCAGCCACGCCUGGAGGGAGCAGUAGGGCAGGACGGAUGGACGGACAGGUUCCUCCUACACCACCGUCCCCUGCUCCCUGGAGACCAGGAGAAGGCCCAGGGUGAGGGGGAUGGGUGGUGGCGGCCGGUGGUGGUGGUGGUGGUGUUGGCGGCGGCGGCUGCUGUUGGUUUCAAGGCCGAACCUGCCCCGAAGCUCCUCCCCCUCACCAGGCAGCCCUCCCAGAAUGCACCCAAUGACCCCCUCCCUUGGGACGACUCCUGAUGAAGCACAAGUCCCCGCAGGGCCCCUCAGCCCACAGGGGUGGCCAUAUCUGGGCGGUUCCCAGCCCUGUGGGCUCAGCGAUCUGGGGAGAUCUGGGGUCCGGAUCUCCCCGGGGAGCGGGUCCUGGGCUUGGAUCUCCCCCUAGGGGGGCCCUCGUAACCCCUUCCUCUCUCCUCCUCCUCUCCUAUUGCUGUAAAUAUUUCAACGAAAUGGAAAAGGAAAAAAAAAAGACAAAAAAAAAAAAGAAAAUCUCAUCACUUGAAGCCACCGGGAGCCUGCGGCCCGGGCCAGCCCCGGCUUUGCGGAGCGGAGCGCGCCGCCCGGCACCGGCAGCCAGGACUUCUGUGUGUACGUGUGCACCCCGGCCGGGGCGGGCGGGCCUCCAGAGCAGCUUUUUACAAUCCAGAGACAGACGCCACGAUCUCGAAGCAACAGCGAAACCAAGAACCUGUUUCCUUCCCGCCCGCCCGCCGUGUGUCAUCGCCUCUCCGGCUCCUCCCUGCCCGCCCCUGGCAUCCUGUCCGUCAGCCCUCCUGGGGCGUGUACCUCACCGCCUGCCCCAGGACCAGAGGCCUGUCUGCCCCUCCCCUCCCCACUGGCCCAGGGGAGACACCCUCACGCCCAAAGAUGCUCUCUGCCGACA